Messenger RNA from Aaosphaeria arxii CBS 175.79, 1899 nucleotides. RefSeq names its product carbohydrate esterase family 4 protein. Gene Ontology annotation, biological process: carbohydrate metabolic process. Lineage: Eukaryota; Fungi; Ascomycota; Dothideomycetes; Pleosporales. The record is from RefSeq and is a predicted model, not a curated record. The transcript has 3 exons. Gene Ontology annotation, molecular function: chitin binding; hydrolase activity, acting on carbon-nitrogen (but not peptide) bonds. The coding region runs from base 1 to 1899 and encodes 632 amino acids.
AUGCGAUUCUCCGGCAUCUACGUCGCUUCCCUCGUGGCAGCUCCUCUGGUCGCCGCCCACGGUGGCAUACCUGGAGCGCCCAAAGUCUUUGGGGUCGCUCCCAAUGAGGUGGCCAAGUUGAAGAACCGGGACAUCUUCAGCGGACAGGCAAAGCGUGAUCCGGAACAAGGUCCUACCCUUAACGCCCGUCAAGGCGGACAGAAUGGUCGCUGCGGGCCUAGCUUCGGUGGUGCAAGCUGUGCUGCCGGGUACUGCUGCUCUGGUGCUGGAUGGUGUGGCCAAGGCAACGAUUACUGCGAGGCUCCCGACUGUCUGUUCCCAUAUGGACCCGGCUGUGACGCAAACAAGACUCCGUCUGGCACAAGCACGAGGAACGUUGCUCGUCCCCAACUUGGUGAUAUCGAGUAUGGCGGAGAGGGUAUCUAUGCUUGCGAGGUUCCAGGUACCGUCGCCAUCACCUACGAUGACGGCCCAUACAUCUACACUAAUGGUGUCUUGGACCAAUUCAAAGCCUACGGCGCCAAAGCUACCUUUUUCAUCACCGGUAUCAACAUUGGUAAGGGAGCCAUUGACGAUGCUUCCACUGCCUGGCCUGCGGUCAUUCGCCGCAUGGAGGCAGAGGGCCACCAGAUUGCUAGUCACACCUGGUCUCACCAGGAUCUCAGCGCGAUCACCAAGGAGCAGCGCUACGAUCAGAUGGUGAAGAACGAGAUGGCUUUCAAGAACAUCAUCGGAAAGUUCCCCACCUACAUGCGCCCUCCCUACUCUUCCUGCACUGCUGCUUCGGGUUGCCAGCAAGACUUGAAGGAUCUUGGAUAUGUCGUCUCCUACUUCGACUUGGACACUGAUGACUACAACAACAUCACUCCUGCAUUGAUCCAAAACGCGAAGAACCGUGUCUCUACCGCCCUUCAGGGCAAGACCCCUACCAACGACGAUUUCCUCGCUAUCGCCCACGACAUCCACCAGCAGACUGCCCAGAACCUGACCGGCUAUAUGCUCGAGCAGUUCACGCAGAAGGGCUUCAAGCUCGUCACAAUGGGAGAGUGCAUGGGCGACCCCAAAGCCAACUGGUACCGCACAGGAUCCGGCGGCAGCACUCCUACCACGACCACCACUCGCGUCCCUACAUCAUCCCCCACCGGCAAGGUGUCAACCGACGGAAGCUGCGGUGGCACCAACGGCUUCACCUGCAAGGGCUCUUCCUUCGGCAAUUGCUGCAGUCAGUACGGCUGGUGUGGAUCUACAGUCGACCACUGCGGCACAGGUUGCAAUCCCUCCUUCGGCACCUGCGGCUCCAGCAGCAACACCCCAACCACCACCACAGCAACCCGCCCCCCCACCUCCACGCCAACGAACAAAGUCAUCUCCAACGACGGGACCUGCGGCGGUACCGGGCAGAUGACGUGCAAGGACUCACCCUUCGGCAACUGCUGCAGCCAGUAUGGCUGGUGCGGCAGCACGACCGACCACUGCGGCACGGGAUGCCAGUCUGCGUUUGGAACCUGCGGUUCUCCUGUUAGUAGUCUGAGUUCCAUUGUCCCUGACUCUGAUUCCUCAUCUACACCCCCUCCCUCAUCUCCUUCUCCUUCUUCUCCUUCUACUGGCGGCAACACCUUCUCAUCCCUCACCAGCGUAAAUUCCGCUCCUAGCUCCACGACCAACCCGCCGUCUUUGACCACCUCGGUCAGACCUUCUUCGACCUCCACGGCCGCCCCGUCGCCAACGUCGAACGUCAGCAAGAACGGCCGCUGCGGCGCCCGGAACUCAGGCCAGACGUGCAAGGGCUACGCGAACGGGUCGAAGCCUUGCUGUCGCUGGGACGGGACAUGCGGUAGUGGACUUCUGGCCUGCGGUCUCGGCUGCAUGAACCAGUUCGGUGAUUGCUGGUGGUCUUGA